AUGGUGCGAUUUCGUGGUCAUGGUGGUCGAAAGAAUAAACAAGGUGGCAGUGGUCGCCAAGAUCAGCAUAUUCGGCAAGGCAUGAAACAAGGUAACCGCGAACAACCACUAUUAGCUCGCGUAGUGAGGAUUGGUAUGGGUGAGAUUCACAUGCAAUGCCCUCAAGGUCGCAUAGUGAAGAUAGUAGACGCUCUCCACAUUCCUGGACUAGAUCGUCGGCUACUCUCAGUUGCAAAACUUACCCAGAAGGGUCUUACGGUGAGUAUGGUAUGA
Molecule: messenger RNA, 273 nt
Organism: Plasmopara halstedii
Lineage: Eukaryota; Oomycota; Peronosporomycetes; Peronosporales; Peronosporaceae
Exons: 2
Coding region: 1-273 (90 amino acids)
Source: RefSeq, a predicted model, not a curated record